Molecule: messenger RNA, 972 nt
Organism: Botrytis byssoidea
Lineage: Eukaryota; Fungi; Ascomycota; Leotiomycetes; Helotiales; Sclerotiniaceae
Exons: 3
Coding region: 1-972 (323 amino acids)
Biological process (GO): intracellular protein transport; endoplasmic reticulum to Golgi vesicle-mediated transport; vesicle fusion
Cellular component (GO): SNARE complex; endomembrane system; Golgi membrane
Molecular function (GO): SNAP receptor activity; SNARE binding
Source: RefSeq, a predicted model, not a curated record
AUGGCCGUCGCAUCCAUACAAGAUCGAACAAACGAGUUCCGAUCCGUCUUAACACAAGUACAAAAGAGACAAGCCUCCUCGAAAGUCGGAGCCCAGAGACAAUCCCUCCUAUCCGAUUCCCAAAAGGCCGCUGCAAAUGGCGAUGCGAAUGCACAUGGCAAACCGCGGCGAUCUGAAUUUGCGAGGAAAGCGGCCGAGAUUGGGAGAGGGAUAACGGGAACCAUGGAGAAGUUACAGAAGUUGGCGGAAUUGGCAAAACGCAAAACCCUCUUCGACGACCGACCUGUCGAAAUCAACGAACUCACCUUCAUCAUCAAACAAGAUCUCUCCUCGCUCAACCAACAAAUCUCCAGUCUUCAAAGCCUCACGCGCGCACAACAUCCCAAAGCUGAUCAAGAAGGCGAGCAUAACAAAAAUGUCGUUUUCAUGCUCCAAGGAAAACUCACCGACGUAUCCGCCAACUUCAAAGAUGUCCUCGAGGUCCGCACCAAGAAUAUCCAAGCCUCGCGCUCCCGCACCGAGAAUUUCGUUUCGUCAGUGUCCUCCCAUGUUCAGCCCAAUAUUUCCCAAUCGGCGAGCCCUCUGUAUAGUACGCCCACGAGAGGAAGUCCAGGCCCGGGUCAGGAUUUGUUAAGCUUAAAUCCCGUGGGUGAUCAACAGCUGUUGAUGAUGGAAGAGGCGCAACCGCAAAAUGAAUACAUUCAUCAGAGAGGAGAAGCAAUCGAAGCAAUUGAGCGGACGAUUAAUGAACUCGGAGGUAUUUUUGGACAAUUGGCUACGAUGGUUUCGGAACAGAGCGAAAUGAUUCAGAGAAUCGAUGCGAAUACAGAAGAUGUGGUGGAUAAUGUUGAAGGGGCUCAAAGAGAAUUAUUGAAAUAUUGGUCGAGGGUAUCUGGUAAUCGCUGGUUGGUUGCUAAGAUGUUUGGUGUUUUGAUGAUUUUCUUUUUACUUUGGGUCUUGAUAGCGGCGUAG